Molecule: messenger RNA, 5699 nt
Organism: Siniperca chuatsi (mandarin fish)
Lineage: Eukaryota; Metazoa; Chordata; Actinopteri; Centrarchiformes; Sinipercidae
Gene: itga11b
Product: integrin, alpha 11b
Exons: 30
Coding region: 68-3667 (1199 amino acids)
Biological process (GO): integrin-mediated signaling pathway; cell-cell adhesion; cell-matrix adhesion
Cellular component (GO): integrin complex; external side of plasma membrane
Molecular function (GO): integrin binding
Source: RefSeq, a predicted model, not a curated record
GAGUUAAGUACCAACACUCACACUCUGUCCGUCUGUCUGUCUCACUAUUUCUUUUCCAAACACACUGAUGGAUUAUUUCCAGCUUCUUCUGCUGCUGUGGACCUGCAGCCUGCUGCCAGAUCUUCAGCUCUGCUUCAACUUCGACACAAAGAACUUCAAAAUCUUCUCUGGUUCUAAAGAAAACCAGUUUGGUUACACAGUCCAGCAGCACGAGGCAGGAGGACGCCAGUGGUUGCUGGUUGGAGCUCCCUUUGAAUCCACGGGGAAGCAGCAGACUGGUGACGUGUACAGAUGUCCGCUGGAUACCAGAAACUCUGUGAACUGCACCCGACUCCACCUGGGGAAACUUUCUCUGGACAACGUGUCUGAGAGGAAGGACAAGAUGAGGCUGGGAAUGACGCUGACCUCCAACCCAAAAGACAGCAGCUUUGUGACCUGCGGUCCGCUCUGGUCUCACGAGUGUGGAAGCUCCCUGUACAGCACAGGAAUCUGCUCCAGAGUCAGCCGAAACUUCAGACUGUCCCACACCAUCGCACCCGCCCUGCAGAGGUGUGAGACGUUCAUGGACAUUGUGAUUGUUCUGGACGGUUCUAACUCCAUCUACCCCUGGUACGAGGUCCAGGACUUCCUCAUCAACAUCCUGCACAAGUUCUACAUCGGCCCAGGUCAGACGCAGGUGGGUGUGGUUCAGUACGGCUCCACAGUGGUUCACGAGUUCAGUCUGGGUGAGUACCAGACGGCGGAGGAGGUGGUGGAGGCCGCCAGGAGCAUCGACCAGCGGGGUGGCGAGGAGACGAGGACGGCGCUGGGGAUCAACGUGGCUCGGUCAGAGGCGUUCAAGCGUGGGGGCCGGCCCGGCGCUCAGAAGGUGAUGAUCGUGAUCACAGACGGAGAAUCUCAUGACAGUCCACAGCUGCUGCAGGCUGUCACUGACAGCGAGAGAGACAACAUCACCAUGUACGCUAUCGCUGUUCUGGGUUAUUACAACCGUCGGGGAAUCAACCCUGAAGCUUUUCUGAAGGAAAUCAAGUUCAUUGCUAGCGACCCAGAUGAGAAGCACUUCUUCAAUGUGACAGACGAGUCGUCGCUGAAGGACAUCGUGGACGCACUGGGAGAGAGGAUUUUCUCUCUGGAAGGAACCAGCAGUCAGGGUCGAGGCUUCGGUCUGCAGAUGGCUCAGGCUGGUUUCUCCUCACAUUUAGUCAAAGAUGGCGUUCUGCUCGGGGCGGUGGGCGCCUACGACUGGAACGGAGCUGUGCUGAAAGAAACUAAACAUGGAAAAGUCGUUCCACCAAAAUCCUCCUAUAAGGACGAGUUUCCAGAUGAGCUGAAGAACCACGCAGCCUAUCUGGGUUACUCGGUGGGUUCACUCAUUUCGUCUCGCGGCUCUCAGCUCUACAUUGCUGGAGCUCCGAGGUUCAACCACACCGGCAAGGUCAUCGUCUUCACCCUGAAGAACACCGGAAACCUGACCAUCCUGCAGGCACUGCUGGGAGAGCAGAUCGGGUCGUAUUUCGGCAGUGAGUUGUUAUCGAUGGACGUUGACGGCGACGGACACACGGACGUGCUGCUAGUGGCAGCACCCAUGUUCUACAGCCAGGGCUGGGAGAGAGGGAAGGUUUACAUCUACACUGUCACGCCACAGACAUCAGUCAUCCUGCAGGGGGCGCUGGAGGCUUCUCGCGCUCAGAACUCGAGGCUGGGUUCAGCGUUGGCCCAGAUACCCGACAUGAACGGGGACGGGUUCAGGGAGCUGGUGGUGGGAGCACCGCUGGAGGACGACCACCAGGGGGCGGUCUAUGUCUUUUAUGGCCAGGACAAAGCCAUCCAACACCAGUACAGACAGCGUCUGUCUGCUGAGGGUUUCUCUGCAGGUCUGCAGUAUUUCGGUCAAAGUCUUCACGGGGUUUUGGAUGUCAACGGAGACGGGCUCGUCGACCUCGCAGUGGGAGCACUGGGAGCUGCUGUCAUCGUCUGGUCUCGUGGUGUGGUGCGGAUUCAGGCCAAACUGACCUUUGAACCUGAGAAGGUCAACAUCUUUAACAAAGACUGUCAGCGAGGAGGGAAGGAGGUCACCUGCAUGUCUGUUACUGUCUGUCUGAGUCUGGACUCCAGGACAAAGACCAGGACCAAGACCAGGACGGAUGUUGCUGUUUGGUACAGUCUGGGGUUGGAUGAGAGGCGUUUUCCUCCUCGAGCUGUUCUGGACGAAUCAGACCGACAGCAGCCCAAGAGUCUGUUUCUGCCGACUGGAGGUCAGAGCUGCCAACGCCUCGGCUUCUCCAUCCAGGAGACGACUGAUUACGGACGUCCCAUUGUGGUUGUCCUGGAGACGGGGCUGCAGAGCCCAGACGAGGGGCCGGUGCUGGACCCCGACUGGCCGAGCAUCCUGAGGGCCGAGCUUCCCUUCUGGAACGGCUGCGAGCAGGAAGACAUCUGCGUUCCCGACCUCAUCCUCCACAGUCACACUGACCUCAUGGACGUUCAGCAGUUCUGCAGCUCGAGGGACCGGGCCGCCUGGUCACUCUGCAGACAUCAGGUGGCGUCAGAGAGCUCGGUGUUUGUUGUGGAGACCGGGCGGAGGAGGAUGGUGGUGUUUGCUCGACUGGAGAAUCAGGGAGAGAACGCCUACGGAGCCUCCAUCCACAUCUCCACCUCCUCCAACCUCCUCUUCUCCAGCCUCAUAGUCAAGGACCAAUCAGAUAUUCAGAUUGAGUGCUACUCUGAGGACAGACUGGCCAAUCAGAGGAGCUGUAACAUCAGCGCUCCAUUCAUGAAAUCUUUGUCCCAGGUAUCUUUCCACCUGGAGUUUGAGUUCAGCCGUUCUGUCGUCCUGGAUCACGUACGGGUCGUCAUGGCGACCAGAAGUGACGGAGAAGAGGGAUACCCAGACGACAACAUCAAUGACAUCUUCCUCCCUCUGAAGUACCAAACUGACCUCCUCUUCACCAGAGACCCCAAAGCUCCUCGUUUUGAAAUCAGAGCAGACAGCUCUUCUUCUUCCUCCUCUUCAUCCUGGGACCAACCAGACAGCAGCUCUCCCACCUUCAACCUCACGUAUUAUAUCCAGAACCUGGGCAUCUUCCCAGUGCAGGACGUCCUGUUCAGGGCUGAUAUCUGGGCCGUGACCAGGCAGGAAAACCAGCUGGUGAACAUCACAGACUACAGCAUCGAGCAGCAGGUAGCUGGGUCUCACUGCAUGCUGCCUCAACACAGAGCAACCAAUCAGGUCACAGCUGAGGACGUGUCUCACCUGUCGCAGCUGAACCGCAGUAACAGUUUGAGUCUGGCGGUCCGGUGCAGACUGAACCUGCCGGCCUCCAGGGAGCUGAAGGUGACGCUCAGAGGACGACUUCAGCUUCCCGCUCUGCUCGCUGUGAGCUUCAGGUCCCUGGAGCUACUGACUGCUGCCUCCAUCCAGCUGGAAGCGUCCAGUGCCAUGUUCCUCCAGGAGGACAGACCUGUCAGACAGAUAAUCCUGGAGCUGAGGAAGGAGGAGGAUUACACCGUCCCCGUCUGGAUUAUACUGGGAAGCUCACUGGGAGGCCUGCUGCUACUGGCCUUACUGGUUCUGGCCCUGUGGAAGCUCGGCUUCUUCAACAGACGGAGGAGACAGGAAGAGGAGGAGCAGCCUGUAGCCAAUGGGAAGGCAGCAGAGGAGCUAUAAUGUGUGGGCGACAACGAUGCUGCGUUCGUUCGGUCCUCGUCAACUCGUAAAGUCACUAAAUUUAUCCCGAGUUCGGUACCUGUGUGGUUUUGGUCACGGCAUGAACUGGAGCAGUUAAACACCACUGUGAGCUGCAAAUAAUGGAAGGCAGACACAAAGUCCCUGGUUGGUUGCUGUUGCCGCCGCGGCACGUUGUUACAGGCACUUACGCAGAGGAAACGGGGGUUAGGUUAGACAUUUUACCAUUAAGUGUGGUCUAACUUGGUUUGCCAGCUGAGUGUAACUUCACGGUGGUGAACUCAGAAAUUUCGGACUUUAUGAGCUGAUGAGGAUCACCUGAAUGCAUCACGAGCCUCCACCUGUCACUCAGGGACCCUGAUGCCCCGCCCCCCCCAGCCAAUCGCUCAACCACUUACAGCUAUGGUCAGCCAAUCAGCCACGCCCCUAAACACAUGACCAGGUUUCAAUCAACCGAAAGCGUCUAUCUGCAGCUAGCGGCUCUGUGCCUCCUGACAGCUGAGGAACAAACAAACCACAGCCCCAGUUUACCGUAAAGCUCGUUUAUCAACCGGGAAAUCGGCCAACCAGCUUCAGCUCCAGUCAGUCAGCAAGCUGCUCACCAGCACCGGCCAAGAGUUAUUUCAGCCUUCUGACAGAACAAGUUCAGUUUAUUUAGUGCGUUAAGAGAGCAAGAUGCUGCACCACACUUAAAGUAAUUUAAGUCAGGCAAAGAAUUAAACAAAUAAUAACAAUAACCAAAACUCAGCACGCAGCGUUGGCAGGAAGGUAUCAGCAGAGUAAUGGCGAGGAGGUUCAGGUUAUAAUGGCCACACCUGCAUGAAUAUGAUUGGAUGUUAGUAGUCAGCUGGUAGCCACACAGCUGAUGAACGAGCCACUGAUGAUGCAUGAAUGAAGCAGCUGAUGCCAAUCUGCUAAAGCAAGUGUUAAGGUUCAGUGCUGCGUCUGAACUAACACUAUUUUUAUAUCGUCCAAGUUUCAAAUAAAUCCCCAAUUUCACCCAAUUAUCUAAACCACGUAUUUCGGUUUAUGAAAGGAAGAGAGAAAGACACCGGAGCUGCAUUUACUGUGUGGUUUCAUUCAGAUUUCAGAUGUAUUUCAGUAUUUUGAUCAGGGUUUUCCAGUACAGUCUCCAAAAACUGCAGCUCAGGACCGUUAACCAAGUCCAAAUUAUGGUUGUCUUGUACGGCACUGAUUGUACGUCCUCUGAAGGGACUGCAGAUACAAAUUAGCUUAAAGCUAACUCUGGGACUGUUAUUUUAAUGGUGGUAGUAUUGUAGUAGAGUCUAAGAUCAGGAAACAGUACAAAAAAAAUGAAGGCGAAUGUCCCCAAAAUGUCUGUCGUAAUCAUGUGCUGCUUUGAAAAAGUGUGUUAACUUCCAUAUCAGUGGUUUAGAUAAUGUGGCAAAAGUGGAAAAACCUGCCUGACCACACGCGUUACUUCAUGCCUUAUGAUGAUGUCAUAAUGCUCAGCUGGGUGAAGCUGCUGAGAGCUCAAAUCUCAACAAUGAAGCUGGGAGUGCAGAAAAAACCUCAAAAAAUAAGACCCAGGUUGUAAAAUCAAACAGAAUCUUCUUCUAAGAUCCAGUAUAUUUUAUUCACAAGAGACAAACAGCGUGCCAGGAUGGAAACCAUUAAAACCAAGUGAUAGUAUUUAAUACUGAGGGCAUGGGAAUAAAACAAAAAGACAACACAAGACUACCUAAGAUGGCUGAUUUUAUUCUCCUUUUUUAUACUAAUGGAAACUGUAAAUGCAUCUUAUGAACACAUAUUGUAUAUUAUUUCCAAAUUUAUAUCUGAUGCACUUUUGUAUAAAGUCAGACUUGAACUUUUUGUAAAUAUACGUGCGUGUGAAUGAAUAAGGAUAGUGGCAUUAUUGUUUGAUAUGAAGCUGUUUCCACAGUAGCGUUUGUAGAUGUGUGAUGCCGCUCUGCCUGUGGAUGUACUCGUUUCACACAGGUUCGAUAUGUUCACGAUUUGUGUUAAUAUUGGAAUAAAGCCGAGAAAUAUACAA